UUCUGGCUUUUAUCAUCUGCAACACCACAAUAGACAGUGGAGGAGCGAGAAAGAGAGAGAGAAAGAAAAAGAGAGCGAUUGAAGGACACGAAUUGAUCUACUCAAUCACCAGCUUGAUCUGUCCCUUGAAAGAAUUGUGACAUACAUGCCAACAAAUAGUGUUGUGGGAUAAUGGCUAUUGAAGCUUCUACUGAACCAAACAUAGUCAAUGAUUUUGAUGACGAUGACGAUGGUCCAGUAGUUUUCAAAAGGAGUAACACAGCUGCUAAGCAAAAUCAAGUGAAUCCUGAAGGAAAAAGACCAUCAUCAUCCACAGCAAAUGGUCAAAAUGCCAAUGUUCAAAAGGGUAAGACUACAGUUUCGUCUUCCAAGGCAUCACCUUUGAGAUCUCCUCCUCCAAGUCUAAAAGCAUCAUCUUCAUCUGCCAAGGGAUCACCAGUGAAGUCACCUGUGCCUAAUUCAAAAACACCAAGUCCAUUAGAUGAUAGGUUAAAACAAUCACCACGGACAAAUGCAUCAAUUUCUGUGAAGAAGGAAGAUGAUUCAGUUAGUAAUGGUGUCAAAAAUGAUGAUGAGGAUUCUGAUGACGACAAACCCUUGAGUGCUAGACUUAAGGGAAACAACAGCAAUGCCAAUAGAGGGCUCAAUGCUCCUAAAGCCGAUGCUUCACCAAUUUCUAAGGUUGAAGUUAAAAGUGCUCCUGAUGAUUCUGAUGAUGAAGUUCCAUUAUCUUCGAGGUUCUCAAAGUCCUAUACCGGAGCAUCAGGUGAAAAGCCUAUUGAUCGCGAUAUAAAGAAACCACUGACUGCAAAACCUCUGCAAAAUGGUUUGACCACAUUUGACAAGCAGCAAAAGUCUUCCUCAGUGUCAAACAAGAGACCCUUAGAUAAUGUGGGUUCAUCGGCUACAUCAUCAGUGAAAAAGCCAAAGGUUUUGAAUACUUCUACAGAAACGAAAGUUAAACAAGUAAUGGUUAAAGAACAGAAAGCAGAUGACGACGACCAUAUUCCUAUAGCCCAGAGAAUGAAGAAAUCAAUAUCAUCUGAUAAAAAAGUAGUUCCUACAAUGACGAAAAAAUUAACAAAAGCUGUUUCUUCUUCGUCAAAUAAAAUUAACAAGAAGUCCAAGAAAAUAAUGAAAAAUUCAAAAUAUUCAAAAUCAACCAAAAUGCUUCCUAGCUCUGGUGAUGGGCAAAAAAAAUGGACUACUCUGGUCCAUAAUGGUGUUAUUUUUCCUCCUCCAUACACACCUCAUAGGGUUAAGAUGCUCUACAAGGGGAAACCAGUUGACCUGACUCCUGAACAGGAAGAGGUUGCAACAAUGUAUGCAGUGAUGCUAGAAACAGAUUACAUGCAGAAACCAAAAUUCAAAGAGAACUUUUGGACUGAUUGGCGUAAAUUGCUGGGGAAAAACCAUGUAAUUCAGAAUUUGGCGGAUUGUGAUUUUAAGCCAAUAUAUGAUUGGCAUCAGGAGCAGAAGGAGAUUAAGAAACAGAUGAGUUCUGAAGAGAAGAAGGCCUUGAAAGAAGAGAAAUUGAAACAAGAGGAGAAGUAUAUGUGGGCUGUAGUUGAUGGUGUCAAAGAGAAGGUUGGGAAUUUCAGAGUUGAACCACCUGGGCUGUUUCGAGGCAGGGGAGAGCAUCCAAAGAUGGGGAAGCUGAAAAAACGAAUCCGUCCGAGUGACAUUACCAUAAAUAUUGGGGAGGAUGCCCCAAUUCCCGAAUGUCCAAUCCCUCGUGAAAGCUGGAAGGAAGUAAAGCAUGAUAACACUGUUACAUGGUUAGCUUUCUGGAAUGAUCCAAUUAAUCCUAAGGAAUUCAAGUAUGUGUUCCUGGCUGCUAGCAGUUCCUUGAAGGGGCAAAGUGACAAAGAGAAAUAUGAGAAAGCAAGAAAGCUGAAGGACUAUAUUGAGAGCAUUAGGGCAUCAUACACAAAGGAUUUUACUAGCAAAGAUGUUGCAAGGAGGCAAAUAGCAGUUGCAACCUAUCUUAUUGAUAAACUAGCUCUUAGGGCGGGUAAUGAGAAGGAUGAUGAUGAAGCUGAUACUGUUGGUUGCUGUACAUUGAAAGUGGGGAAUGUAGAGUGUAUCCCACCAAAUAAGUUAAAGUUUGAUUUCCUUGGUAAAGAUUCAAUUCAAUAUGUAAACACAGUUGAAGUCGAGCUUCCUGUGUACAAGGCAAUUGGGCAGUUUCAAACUAGAAAGAAGCAAAAUGAUGAUCUUUUUGACAAGUUGGAUACAGCUAAACUUAAUGCUCAUCUGAAGGAACUCAUGCCUGGCCUGACAGCAAAAGUUUUCCGUACAUAUAAUGCCUCGAUCACAUUGGAUGAGAUGUUGAGUAAGGAAACUAAAGAAGGUGAUGUUGCGGAAAAGAUUGUUGUUUAUAACAGUGCAAACAAAGAGGUUGCAAUUAUUUGUAAUCAUCAGCGGUCUGUUUCAAAAUCACAUGGUGCGCAGAUGACAAGGUUGACCGAGAAAAUAGAAGAGCUCAAGGGUGUUCUGAAGGACCUGAAAAUCGAUUUGGACAGGGCUAGAAAAGGGAAGCCCCCAUUGAAGGAUGCUGAUGGAAAGCGAAAGAGGAACCUGACCCCUGAAGCGAUAGAGAGGAAGAUAGCUCAAACCAAUGUGAAAGUUGAAAAAAUGGAACGAGAUAUGCAGACCAAAGAGGAUUUAAAAACUGUGGCAUUGGGCACAUCCAAGAUCAAUUACCUUGACCCGAGGAUAACAGUCGCAUGGUGCAAGCGACAUGAAGUUCCUAUCGAGAAGAUAUUCAACAAGUCACUUCUGGCUAAGUUUGCCUGGGCAAUGGAUGUAGACCCCGCGUUCAGAUUCUGAUAUUUCAAAGCGACGCUUGCCUCUUCACAGUCUCCUGGCCCACCCAAAGAACCAAAAAAGAAAACAAAAGUCAGCUUCUCACCACCUUCUUCACUUUCCCAUUACAGUAAUUCAAUUUUUUUUCGAUCGCUGGAAAAUUCUUGUUGUAUGUUCAUCUAAUCUAAUUCUGAGUUAAUAGUUCUUCCUUUAUAGACUAUUUACUGAAACUGUUAUAAACUUUCUAACACCUGCUACUAACAGUAAAUGUGAAAAAUACAUUUUAAAGUGCUGAAAACAAAAUCUUCUGUGUUUUCUUCAA
This is a messenger RNA of Mangifera indica (mango), 3130 nucleotides long. RefSeq names its product DNA topoisomerase 1 beta-like. The coding region runs from base 172 to 2832 and encodes 886 amino acids. The transcript is spliced from 16 exons. Gene Ontology annotation, molecular function: DNA binding; DNA topoisomerase type I (single strand cut, ATP-independent) activity. Lineage: Eukaryota; Viridiplantae; Streptophyta; Magnoliopsida; Sapindales; Anacardiaceae. Gene Ontology annotation, biological process: chromosome segregation; DNA replication; DNA topological change. Gene Ontology annotation, cellular component: nucleolus; chromosome. The record is from RefSeq and is a predicted model, not a curated record.